UUGGGUCUCAGACAAGAAAAUUCUUGUAACAAAGGACAGUGCUGGCUUGAAGCUUACUGCUCUUCCUAAUCUAGACAUUUAUAUUUGCCUAUAAUGACACUUAUAUUACCUUAUUUAUCUUCAUAAGACAUAUUCUGAAAAGCUUCUCGUGAUGCUUGACUCCAAAGACUCCAAAGAUGAGCGUUUGCAAACGGCUACUCAUGAUACCCAGGACCCUAUGAUUUCGAAUGCCCGUUCAAGUACCUCUUCAAGCCACUCAGAUGGCACGUCUGAAUCUAUCCGGCCGGCGCCACGGCCUAAUGCCGAUGACGGAGAUCUCGAACGGUGCCCGACGCACCAUUCUAUGGGCCCGGAUAUGCCCGUCGAGCAAACAGAUUCCGUAAUCGACAUCCCGGACGAAGUAUAUGACCGGUUACCCCCACACCGGAAGUUGGUAUUAGUGGUGCUAUUAGGAUUUUGCUCUUUCUUGGCUCCAAUUUCUAGCACAUCCGUGCUAGCAGCCACUCCUGAGGUAGCCGCCGAGUACGAGACCACUGGGUCUAUCGUUAACCUUGUCAAUGCAUUAUACAUGCUAUUCAUGGGCAUAUCGCCUAUCUUUUGGGGACCCCUAAGCCAAGUAUACGGCAGAAGAUUGAUAACUCUCAUAACAGCCGUGGGCUUUCUGGGAUGCAGUAUAGGCACCGCCCUCGCGCCAAACCUAGGAGCCUUCUUCGUCUUCCGGUUGCUUACCGCGUUUGAAGGCACCUCAUUUAUCCUAAUCGGAGCAUCAGUCAUUGGUGACAUAUACCGCCCGACAGAACGUGGUACAGCCACCGGAUGGUAUCUAUCAACCACCCUCAUCGGGCCAGCUCUUGGCCCUUUCAUCGGCGGCAUCAUCGUGACAUACACAUCCUGGCGCGUGAUAUUCUGGCUCCAGACCGCUCUCGCCGGCGCCGCGGCCGUCGGUUCCUACUUCCUACUCCCCGAGACCAUCUACCACAAAAAGAUCGAUGACCUAGUAGGCUACAGCGGCACCGCGAAAGUCAAAGUCGUGCUCGAGAUGGUGAAUCCCUGGCGCGUGCUACGCUUAUGGGAGUAUCCGAACUUGUUCCUAACGGGCAUCGCUAGUUCCUGUCUAGUCUGGAACAUGUACUCACUACUAACGCCAAUCCGGUACGUGCUUAACCCACGGUAUAAUCUCACGACGCCGAUGCAGGGCGGGUUAUUCUACCUUGCACCUGGGUGCGGGUAUUUACUAGGUACAUUUGGCGGGGGACGGUACGCGGAUUACAUCGUUAAAAAGUAUAUCAAGAAACGCGGGGUCCGGAUCCCGGAGGAUAGGAUGUACUCCGCGCUGCCCUUUAUGGGGAUAAUAAUCCCGGGAUGCGUGCUUAUCUAUGGGUGGUGUGUUGAGAAAGAUGUUGGUGGUAUACCGCUUACCGUCGUUGUCUUAUUUCUGCAGGGCGUGGCGCAAUUGUUCUGCUUCCCGUCGCUGAAUACUUACUGUCUGGACGUGAUGCCAGGACGAUCAGCCGAAGUCGUCGCCGGAAACUACGCGAUCCGGUACCUAUUCGCGUGUGUCGGUACCGCGGUAGUAUUGCCCGCGAUUGAUAGUAUUGGCGUGGGUUGGUUCUCGACUAUUAGCGCCUUGUACCUAGUCAUCGGAACCCUAUGUGCAUUGGCAUCUAUCCUUUGGGGGAAGGAGUGGAGGCAGAAAGUAGAUGCGCGUAGGAAAAGGAGAACGUUAGCUGCGAGGAAAAUGCUAGCAGAGAAGAACAGCGACGAUCUACACGCCACCGACGAUGGGAUCAUGGGUGGUAACAACAGUCCGGUUAAUACUCGACCGAAGGCGCCGACGAUGACGACGCCGCGGAACAAAGAAGAGGUCUGACGCGCGCGACUCGUCUUGGCAUAG
Molecule: messenger RNA, 1894 nt
Organism: Hypoxylon trugodes
Lineage: Eukaryota; Fungi; Ascomycota; Sordariomycetes; Xylariales; Hypoxylaceae
Product: MFS general substrate transporter
Exons: 4
Coding region: 152-1870 (572 amino acids)
Biological process (GO): transmembrane transport
Molecular function (GO): transmembrane transporter activity
Source: RefSeq, a predicted model, not a curated record